This is a messenger RNA of Lactuca virosa, 585 nucleotides long. The record is from the annotation of a GenBank genome assembly. Lineage: Eukaryota; Viridiplantae; Streptophyta; Magnoliopsida; Asterales; Asteraceae.
AUGUGGGAUGGAUCAGUAUUUUAUAAACAAAGGGUGACAUGGGUGAAGAUUUGCGGGAUUCCUGUGCAGUUUUGGGAUGAGAAUGUCAUAUCAGUCAUUGUCGAAAAGUUUGGACAUGUGUUGAUUCCAGCUAAUUGUUCCAAUGAUGCGAAAAAUUUGUCCUCUGCAAGAGUUUGUAUUUUAACCACCAAUCAGGAUUAUUGUAUAAAUCAAUGGGUAGAAGUUCAGUGGAAAAAGGUGUCAUUCAAUGUUAAAAUUCAAGAAGAUGGAGACUGGAAUCCGAAGAUAAAUCUUUCUGAGGAGGAUUCCGAUUCCGAUAAUGAUUUAGAAGAAGGUGAAAUGGUGGAUUCAUAUGACGAUGAUGAUGCUUGUGAUCGGAAGGGUGGUGAGAGAUGUGUUGAUGAAGAUGAUGUAAUGGCGGUUACCGGAGUGAAAUCGUUGGUGGUGGUCGGACAGACGCCGGAGGCAGGGGAAUACUCUAGAUCGGAUGACACGGAAGUUGAAGAGACGAUUGGUGAUUAUUUUGACAGGAAUUUUAAUGUAGUCGGCGCACAUGAGGGGGAAAGGUCGAGGAUAAUCUAUUGA